GUUCUCUCUGUUGUGUUUUUAUUGGGCCACAUUUAUCUUGGUUGUCACGUAUUGUAUUCUGCAUUUAUUUGAUAACUCUCAUGUCAUUAUAUUGGUGCAAUGGCUGAACGUGUUCUGACUCGUGUUCACAGCCUUCGUGAACGUCUUGAUGCUACUUUGGCUGCUCAUCGCAAUGAAAUUUUGCUCUUUCUUUCAAGGAUCGAAAGCCACGGAAAAGGGAUCUUGAAACCUCACCAGCUGCUGGCUGAGUUUGAAUCAAUUCACAAAGAAGACAAAGACAAACUGAAUGAUCAUGCCUUUGAAGAAGUCCUGAAAUCCACUCAGGAAGCAAUUGUUUUACCCCCAUGGGUUGCACUUGCUAUUCGUCUGAGGCCCGGUGUGUGGGAAUAUGUCCGUGUGAAUGUUAAUGCUCUUAUUGUUGAGGAGCUGACUGUGCCUGAGUUUUUGCAAUUCAAGGAAGAACUUGUUAACGGAACUUCCAACGAUAACUUUGUUCUUGAAUUGGAUUUUGAGCCCUUCACUGCAUCAUUUCCCAAACCAACCCUCACCAAAUCAAUUGGAAAUGGAGUUGAAUUCCUCAACAGGCACCUCUCUGCUAAAAUGUUCCAUGACAAGGAAAGCAUGACCCCUCUUCUCGAGUUUCUUCGAGUUCACCACUACAAGGGAAAGACAAUGAUGCUAAAUGAUAGAAUUCAGAAUUUGUAUACUCUCCAAAAAGUCCUGAGGAAGGCUGAGGAAUACCUCACCACCCUUUCCCCAGAAACGUCAUACUCGGCAUUUGAGCACAAGUUCCAAGAAAUUGGCUUGGAGAGGGGUUGGGGUGACACCGCAGAGCGUGUUCUAGAGAUGAUCUGCAUGCUCCUGGAUCUCCUCGAGGCUCCUGACUCGUGUACUCUUGAGAAGUUCCUUAGUAGAAUUCCUAUGGUUUUCAAUGUAGUUAUACUUUCACCUCAUGGAUAUUUCGCCCAGGAAAAUGUCUUGGGUUACCCCGACACUGGUGGCCAGGUUGUCUAUAUUUUGGAUCAAGUUCCUGCCUUGGAGCGUGAGAUGCUCAAGCGCAUAAAGGAGCAAGGACUUGAUAUCAAACCACGUAUUCUUAUUGUUACUCGGCUUCUGCCUGAUGCAGUUGGUACCACUUGUGGUCAGCGACUUGAGAAAGUAUUUGGAACUGAGCAUUCACAUAUUCUUAGGGUCCCCUUUAGGACUGAAAAGGGCAUUGUUCGCAAAUGGAUCUCUCGUUUUGAAGUCUGGCCAUACAUGGAGACUUUCAUUGAGGAUGUGGGGAAAGAAAUAACCGCAGAACUGCAAGCUAAGCCCGACCUUAUUAUUGGAAACUAUAGUGAGGGAAACCUCGCUGCCUCCUUGUUGGCUCACAAGUUAGGUGUAACACAGUGCACCAUUGCUCAUGCAUUGGAGAAAACCAAAUAUCCUGAUUCUGACAUUUACUUGAACAAAUUUGACGAGAAAUAUCACUUCUCAGCUCAGUUUACCGCUGAUCUUAUAGCAAUGAAUCACACUGAUUUCAUCAUCACCAGCACCUUCCAGGAGAUAGCAGGAAGCAAGGACACCGUUGGACAGUAUGAGAGCCACAUGGCCUUCACAAUGCCUGGAUUGUAUAGAGUUGUUCAUGGCAUUGACGUGUUUGAUCCCAAAUUCAACAUUGUGUCACCAGGAGCUGAUGUGAAUCUCUAUUUCCCAUACUCCGAAAAGGAAAAGAGAUUGACAACUUUUCACCCUGAAAUCGAAGACUUGCUGUUUAGCGAUGUCGAGAAUGAAGAACACCUGUGUGUAUUGAAGAACAGGAAUAAGCCCAUCAUAUUCACCAUGGCAAGAUUGGACCGAGUGAAGAAUUUAACUGGACUCGUCGAGUGGUAUGCUAAGAAUCCACGACUAAGGGAGUUGGUUAACCUUGUUGUGGUUGGUGGAGACCGAAGAAAGGAAUCCAAAGACUUGGAAGAGCAGGCAGAGAUGAAGAAGAUGUAUGAACUUAUAAAGACUCACAAUUUGAAUGGCCAGUUCCGAUGGAUUUCUUCCCAGAUGAACCGCGUGAGGAAUGGGGAACUCUACAGGUACAUUGCUGACACCAGGGGAGCUUUCGUGCAACCUGCAUUCUACGAGGCUUUUGGUCUGACUGUUGUUGAGGCCAUGAGCUGCGGUUUGCCUACAUUUGCAACAAAUCAAGGUGGUCCAGCUGAGAUCAUCGUUCACGGGAAGUCUGGUUUCCAAAUUGAUCCAUACCAUGGCGAGCAGGCUGCUGAUCUUCUGGCUGAUUUCUUUGAGAAAUGUAAGGUAGACCCUUCACAUUGGGAAGCCAUUUCUGAGGGUGGCCUUAAGCGUAUACAAGAGAAGUACACAUGGCAAAUCUACUCCGAUCGGCUGUUGACACUAGCUGCUGUUUACGGGUUCUGGAAGCACGUUUCCAAGCUCGAUCGUCUUGAAAUUCGUCGUUAUCUUGAGAUGUUUUAUGCUCUCAAAUUCCGCAAGCUGGCUCAACUUGUUCCAUUGGCUGUUGAGUAAAUUGACAAAGAGGAGAAGGCUUCUGCCUAAUUGUUAUCCAUAUUGUCCUUUAGAAAUUGUUUGUCCUAGUUUGCUUUUCCCCCACAUUUGAUGUUUGAGAACUGAAUUGUCUUUUUUAUUUGCAUUUUUUCCCUUCUGUAGUCAUGAAGAGGAUUGCAAAUUUGACAUUAUGUAGUGUUACUGUGAAUAAAAUAUCAAAUUUCAAUCUGCUCUAUCCAUCUUUUUAAC
This is a messenger RNA of Solanum tuberosum (potato), 2745 nucleotides long. RefSeq names its product sucrose synthase 2. NCBI's taxonomy places the organism in Eukaryota, Viridiplantae, Streptophyta, Magnoliopsida, Solanales, Solanaceae. The record is from RefSeq and is a predicted model, not a curated record. Bases 100 to 2517 code for a protein of 805 amino acids. Gene Ontology annotation, molecular function: sucrose synthase activity. The transcript has 14 exons. Gene Ontology annotation, biological process: sucrose metabolic process.